Molecule: messenger RNA, 576 nt
Organism: Lactuca virosa
Lineage: Eukaryota; Viridiplantae; Streptophyta; Magnoliopsida; Asterales; Asteraceae
Source: the annotation of a GenBank genome assembly
AUGGCAAAAGCUUUCUUCUGCCUCCUUCUCCCACUCCUCAUCGCCUUCUCUCAAACAUCUCCGACCACCGGAGCAGAUUCCACCUUCGUGCAAUCCGUAAAACGGAACCCAAUGAAGCUCCGAUCAGAAAAACUCAGCCACUUCCGAUUCUACUGGCACGAUAUCAUCAGCGGCCCCAACCCGACGGCCGUCAACAUCGUGCAACCGCCUGGCAACAAAACAGCACCCACCGGAUUCGGUAUGAUCAACAUGAUCGACGAUCCAUUGACGGAAAAACCAGAAGCAGAUUCCAAGUUAUUGGGGAGAGCACAAGGGUUGUACGGACUGGCGUCACAGGGGGAGCCUGGGUUGUUAAUGGCGAUGAACUUUGUGUUCUCGACAGGGAAGUAUAACGGGAGUACGUUGACAAUUUUGGGGCGGAAUCCGGUGAUGCAUAAGGUGAGGGAGAUGCCGGUGAUUGGAGGAAGUGGGCUUUUCCGGUUUGCUAGAGGGUAUGUUCAGGCGAGUACGCAUACUUUUGAUUUGAAAACAGGGGAUGCAGUUGUUGAGUAUAAUGUUCAUGUUAUGCAUUAUUGA